AUGGAUGAAGCUGAUCAGAUUGUGUUGCUCACAUUGAGAGACUUGGGAUGUGACUUGGCAAAAGAUAUAACAAUCAAGGAGUUUGACGCCGACACUGUAUACAAGGGAGUGUUGGCAUACUUGAAGUUGAUCAAUGCUGAGAAGGUGGCAAACUUAUCAUCAUCGAUCCCAAAGAAUAUGUCGGCUCGUGUAAACUCAUGUUCAAUCUUGGCAAACACUAUUAAGGAGUUGGGCUACCGUGCCGAGCUCAGCUAUCACAACUUGCUCUACCCCAACGUCAAUGACACCAGACGUAUCUUUGUCUUCUUGGGCCAACAUCUGCCCAAGAAGGAGGUGACCGAGGGCGUGUCGGCCGAUGGUCUCAAGGACCUGAUCUGCACAUACCUGGCCUCGUCAAUCAAGGAGUCCUGGAUGCCAUACUUCUGUCCAUUCAGCAAGCGCAUCCCGGGCAACUACUCCACCGCCAGACUGUUCACGGCGGCGCCCGUCAAGAUCCCCGCACGUGGUCGUCAGCUCAAGCUCACACCCGGUCUCGAGGACUACUACAUCAAGUUCUUGGAGCCCGUCACCCUGCAGCCCAACCGUUGCGAGGAUAUCGCACCAUCAGUGUUUGAGUACAACCUGGCCAUCUUUGCCGAGGCUCAAGAGAGAGAGAAUGAAUGGAACACCAAGGGCUCUGCAUCUGGUUUGAAUCCAUUGGAGUACAAGAAGAACAAGUCAAAGAACAUCAUGGCAAAGAUGGGCGAUAGUGUACGUUCGGCUAUGGUGGAGGCAUCGACAGAGAACUUUAGGAACAAGUUCUCAUUCGAUCAAGUGAUUGGUGAGUUUGGUCAGGGCAGUGCAAAUAAUGAUUAUGGUCAGUUUGCAAGAAAGAAGGAAUUCGCAGCGGAGGAUUUGACCAUCACCGAGCCCAAGGACAAGGAGACCGAGGAGGAGCGCCAGCAGAAGCAGCAGGCCGAGAUUGAGGCACUGCAGCAGAGCAUCCAGGAGCUGAGCGAGCGCAUGUCGGCCAGCAACAACGAGAUGGAGAGCUGGAUUCAGCAGCUGCGCCAGUUGGAGUCACAGAUGAGCGAGGAGGAUCGCAGACGUGCCGAACUCGAGAAAGAGUACAAGGUCAAGAAGAAGACUUUCGGCCUGCUGGAGAAUGCCGACGAGAACAUGGCCAAGCUGCAGGAGCUGUGCCAGCAGUCGUCGGCCAACCUGAUCGAGAUGAGCACCGAGUGGGAGAAGGUGCGUCGUCCCAUCGUCGAGAAGUAUCGCCAGCUCAAGGACGAGAAGUCCAACCAGUCGGACGAGGCCAAGAGCAAGGUGGAGCGCAUCAAGGAGAUCCGCGCACUGAUCAAGAAGCUGAUUGGCGAGAUCAAGACUAAGGAGGAGCUGAUCGCGCAGCUGCAAGAGACAUACAAACAGUCGCCCAAGGACACGAACCGCUCGAUGUACACCCGACGUAUCCUCGAGAGUGUCAAGAACAUUGACAAGCAGCGCGUGGACAUUGACAGGAUUCUUCUGGACACUAGGGGUCUGCAGAAGGAGAUCAACAGCAUCACGGACACGGCGGUGCGCACAUUCGACCAGGUCAAGGACAUGUUGUACGCCGACGCCAAGAAGGACGAGACGGCCAAGAAUGCCAUCAAGAAGUUUGCCGUCAUCGACGAGAAGUUCCAGACACUUUUGACAGCCAUCGACGAGACUGGCACGCAUCAGAACAACAUCCUCACGAUCACCUCCAAGAUUGAUCACAUUUCACAAAAGACCAGCACACUCAACACUGACAGACUACUCAAUGAUCUCAAGACCGUCAAGACUGAGAACCAAACAUUGAUCAAGCAAGUCAAGUCCAAGAUGGAGGCAAUUGCCACUCAAUAG
Acytostelium subglobosum LB1 is the source of this 1866-nucleotide messenger RNA. RefSeq lists its product as hypothetical. Gene Ontology annotation, molecular function: cullin family protein binding. The transcript is spliced from 3 exons. Lineage: Eukaryota; Evosea; Eumycetozoa; Acytosteliales; Acytosteliaceae. The record is from RefSeq and is a predicted model, not a curated record. The coding region runs from base 1 to 1866 and encodes 621 amino acids. Gene Ontology annotation, biological process: positive regulation of ubiquitin-dependent protein catabolic process.